AUGUCCUCCAACCUUGACUCGUUUUGGGUUGUGACCGCCCCUUCACGCAACUGGGACUCUAUGCCGACCAUCAAUGUCUGCGACCACGAGGUACCCUUGCCUGCUUAUUGGAAGAUUGUCGAUCUUUUAGUACAAGGAAUGGCCAAGGAAGACAUUGUUCACAAGGUCAUUUUACACACGGGCCCCAAGACCCUCCAAGUCGUCACUGAUGUUGUCGAAAGCGUGGCAGAAAACCAACGGCUAGUUUCCCACCGAUCCACAAUUUCCAACAGAUCGAGCACCACGCCCAAGAAAAUAAAUCGAAUCAGCUCGUAUCACGUCGGAAAGGAAGUCCGUUGCGAACUGCAAGCAGCUGAAUGUUCCCUGGAGGUGGCGCAGCAACGCGAGAAAAGAUUGCUCAACGAAGCGCUUGCCAUAGCCCACACAAAGGAAGAGUUGAAAGGAAAGGAGAUGAGUCCCGAUGAGCGACGUAAAACUACCUUCGCCAUCGACCAUAAAAUGAAGCAGAUUCUUCGGCAACACCAGGAGGUGGAGACCGAGAUCAAGAGUGCGAAGAGGCUCACUGCAAUGCACAAGGUAUCACGAACCUGA
Capronia epimyces CBS 606.96 is the source of this 591-nucleotide messenger RNA. RefSeq lists its product as uncharacterized. Lineage: Eukaryota; Fungi; Ascomycota; Eurotiomycetes; Chaetothyriales; Herpotrichiellaceae. The record is from RefSeq and is a predicted model, not a curated record. Bases 1 to 591 code for a protein of 196 amino acids. The transcript has a single exon.